Betta splendens (Siamese fighting fish) is the source of this 2501-nucleotide messenger RNA. RefSeq lists its product as uncharacterized. The record is from RefSeq and is a predicted model, not a curated record. Lineage: Eukaryota; Metazoa; Chordata; Actinopteri; Anabantiformes; Osphronemidae. The transcript is spliced from 9 exons. Bases 663 to 1400 code for a protein of 245 amino acids.
GAUGUGAGGGAGCAAUAAAUAUAACGGCGUUUUUCUACAGGCGGACACAUCGCAGGUACGCAAACGCAAGGCGGUGGGCUGUCAAACCCAGACAGCACUGCGGGCUGUUGGGACACAGCUAUCUCGCAGAACAUUAGAAGCUCACCACAGGAGUAAAGGGAUGUACAGUAUGAUGAUUGUUUUUAUAUUUUGAUUGUUACAACAGUAUGGCACUAUUCAGUAUUCUGUAUACUAUUCUAGAUUUGAUUUAGAAGAUUUUUUUUCUUUGCUAGGUAAACAGGCUACAGUUGAAAGCAGAGACUUUGGUGUCAGCACAGUUGGUGCUUUUCAAUUACCUGUCCUGUCAUCUACACCAAUUAAAAGACCAUCUAAGCGAGCAUGUUUGGAGCUGGAGGAGGAUGAUGAUCCUUUAGAGGGAUCCUCAGUCACUGAGCCUUCCCUUCAGCAUGAUGAAACCUAUAAACCUGGAGAUACUACAACAUCCAGAUCUGAAAUUGACACUUCUGCUGUAAAAAGUACCUCACUCCACACACUGUCUGUUUUUCAAAAGAUGGAAUAGCCAACCUUUAGUUGGUAGUACCCUAGCAGGCAACAUUCAUCUGUCUGCUGCAAUUUACAUCAGUGGCGCUUCGUCUUUCAAAUUUCAAAACAUUGCAAGGCCGAUGAAGCUCUAUAUGUUCGAAUUCAACACUUUCCGGCAACAUUCCAGGAGCUUUGUGGAACCUGCUAUCAUCAGUGUCUGGAAAACCUGGCAGAAUUCCAUACUCCUUCACCUAAGUCAGAAGGACAAGGUUAUUUUUGGAGGUGAUAUGAGGGCUGACUCGCCAGGGCACUCGGCUAAAUAUGGAAGCUAUACCAUGGUGGACCUCACGAUCAACAGAGUGGUGGAUUUGCAGUUGGUUCAGAGUAAUGAGGUCGGUGGAAGCCACAAUAUGGAGAAAGAGGGACUAAGGCGGAGCUUGGCUAAAAUGUCACAGCAUGGAGUCAAAUUGGAUUCAAUAGUAACUGAUCGUCAUCCAGCCAUUCAGAAAAUGUUGAGAGAGGAGAAGAUAAUGCAAUUCUACGAUGUGUGGCACAUAGAGAAAGGAAUCACUAAGAAGUUGGAGAAUGCCUCAAAAACUAAAGAAUGUGAAAAGCUACAGACGUGGAUAAAGGCGAUCAGAAAUCACAUUUAUUGGACUGCUGCCACAUCAUCAACAGGACCAGAGAGAAUAGCCAAAUGGAUGUCUCUCAUAAAUCAUGUCCAGGAUGUACAUACUCAUGAGGAUCCGAGUUUCCCAAAUUGCCUUCAUCCUGUGAAGCACACUCGAGACAAACAUAAAUGGCUGUCAAAAGGUUCCCCAUCUCUUCAAAAGUUGGAGAAAAUUAUGACUAAUAAAAGAAUACUAAAGGACGCAUAGAAGCUGAGCCCCCUUCACCAGACCUCAUUGUUAGAAGCAUUCCACAGUGUAAUAAUUCGAUUUGCCCAAAAGAGUGUGUUUUUUUUCCUAUAAUGGAAUGCUAUACAGACUCUACCUUGCCACAUUGCAUUUCAAUGAAAAUGCAGACCGAUCACAGGCUACCUCUGCUGCUGGAGACCUGCUGUACAAGAUUUUAUUUCCAAAGGCAAAGAGGGGCGAGUGUGUUGCUAAACCACUUAAAGCAGCACCGACGUUUUAUUACGUUGAAAAUCUGCUUGACACUAUCUUCGAGAAAGUCCUGCUGGACCCGGGAAGGUAUAUGGAGGAACUUUGGAACAUUCCUGUUCCAGCGCCCCUUUGUGCAGAUUUUGAGCGGCCUGACAGAAGGGAGGUCAUCGAUGCUAUGGUUUCACGAUUCAACAACCCACAGCAAAACUAGGUUAAAAACUUACUUCACGCCCUAUUACGGCUCUUCCUUUUUUUGCCAUUUUUUAUAUAAACUAUAGAAAGUUGUAACCUAAAUAUGACACGAGACACUUCAGUAGUGUACCAUUUUGUUUCCUAUCUUCUACAGUGAUGCCAUGAAGGACUUAGAAAGAGAUCACAUUUCUACUACAUUAGCUUCUCUGCACUGGCUGCCUGUAAAAUGUAGGAUAGUGAUCCUCUCCCCCUCUCUCUGUCUUCACCUACAGGUAUCAUAGGACUCAAAGUUUGGUGUCUGUGAUGGGCAGCUAACGGUGUCCAACCAUCCUGCCUGUGUCCAGUCCCUGGUCCAACCAUCCUGCCUGUGUCCAACCAUCCUGCCUGUGUCCAGUCCCUGGUCCAACCAUCCUGCCUGUGUCCAACCAUCCUGCCUGUGUCCAGUCCCUGGUCCAACCAUCCUGCCUGUACUCUGUUGUUGCUGUGCUUUUCUCCCUCUCUAUCCCCUCACCCCAACCGGUCGAGGCAGAUGGCCGCCCAAAACCAGCCUGGUUCUGCUGGAGGUUUCUUCCUCGUUACAGAGGAAGUUUUUCCUCUCCACUGUUGCUGUCAAAUUAAAUGCUUGCUGUAAGUGGGAUUUGUUGGGUUUAGUUGUGUAAGGUCUUAAACCUUACUUUGUAA